Messenger RNA from Porites lobata, 3995 nucleotides. Lineage: Eukaryota; Metazoa; Cnidaria; Anthozoa; Scleractinia; Poritidae. The record is from the annotation of a GenBank genome assembly.
CAUUGUUUUUCAGUCUACAAAAACUGUGCUGAGCUGUAUGAAGCUGGUGUUCGAAACAGCGGUGUUUAUACUAUCGACCCUGACAAUGCUGGAACCUUUGAAGUAUACUGUGACCAAACAACAACCGGUGGAGGGUGGACUGUGUUCCAAAAGAGACUGGACGGCUCGGUAGAUUUCUACCGUGGCUGGGAUGACUACAAACACGGUUUCGGAGAUCUGAAUGGUGAGUUUUGGCUCGGAUUGGGCAAGAUACACCGCCUGACAAAAGAACGCAGCAAGCUUCGGGUUGAUCUGGAAGACUUGGACUACCAAACAGCUUACGCUGAAUACGACUCAUUUGAUGUUGGUGAUGAACAGAGCAAGUACAAGCUGGCACGUCUUGGGCAAUACGCUGGUAAGACACAACACCACAGUUGAAAAAGAAAUAAUAAUGAAGUUCCACGUCGUCGUAAGGCCAGUGCAUUGAUUUUGAAUUACAAAUUACACGAUUUAUGGGACGAUCUGUAAGUCGACAAACACGCUGCAAUUUAUCAGGCAAACCUUUCUAUCAAAAGAAAAUGAAUGCGAGUAAUUUUUCUCGAACAUAAAUGUUCCAACAAGAGAGAAUAAUUGGUCGGAGAGGCAAUCUUAGACCGCAAGCCGAGACAUGUGAUUUUCACUAAAGUUAUAUUUAGAGGCUGGAUUAAACGGAAAUCUAUUUCCUGGAACGUCCACACUUUUAAAUCAAACUUUGAAAGGUCACCACCAAGUCCAUCACGAUUAACGCCCCGUCCAAAAUAAUUCGUUUUCGUUUGAAAAUGUAUUUAUUUCGCUGUGUUAAGGCCUGCCUUUCACACUUAUGCGCUGAGCGUUUUCAUCCAAAACGCAUCGAUUUGAAAACGGUUUUGAAAGUAACGCAUAGCGUGGAUGGUCGAAAACGCAUCAAAAUGAAAACGAUGACGUCAUAUGUACCACUUGGGUCGUAAAAUAUCGUAGGGCGUGUAUUUGUAGCAUGUGCAUAGGGUUCAAAUUACGUCAAAACGUGUAAUUCUACCGUUUUUGAACGCUUUAGUGUGGACAGUCAAAAACGCAUCAAAACGGUAGCUUUGGACGCGAAUCGAUCGAUGUGUUUUCGCUGACAACAAAAACGCCUUAGUGUGGACAGGGCCUUAUUGCCACACACCAAGAGAGCAUAAUGACCCCCUAUUCUAUUUGAAAACACUGAAUAAAAGUUUGCGGACCUCUCCAGAAACCAACUUCCGAUAAAUUUGAAGCGUUUAAUUGGUGUAAAAAUAAUUUAGUGAAAUUCGCAUAUUCCAAGAGCGAGAAUGGGUGUUUCCCUCUUUGUUCCAUUCUCUCUUAGUUUCUUUGGUAUCUGAGUUUUAGCGCUAAAUGAGAUAUAGGAAGCCGUUUCUCGCGUUGCUAGGUGAUCGCUUCUCUUAUUCCUAUUUCCCUUUUAAUAGACUGUCCGAAAACCGGGCUCAAGUUACUUAAGGCAAGCCGAGGCAAACCUAUUGUGCCUAUUGUAGUAGAGAGACGCUCAUUAGUAAACCUAUACCGAAUUAGUAUGUAGGAAGACACUGACUAGGCACUUAAUUAGUAUGGAGGAACGUAAUUUUUCCCUAGGUUAAAAACAAUGGGUGACGUCAUAGACUAUCCCUAAACUAUCCUUAGCUAUCCACCAACGGGGCUUAUCUCGCAACAUAGUAGACUACUCGUUUAGUUACUAUUUGAGAGGUCUCAGUUAUUCAAAAUUUAAAAACUUAGAAUUAAUUUAGAAAACUGGCGGCUGUUGUUCGGUAUUCCUGUACCCGAUCUUUAACUAGACGUUUCUUGGUAUUUCAGCGAUUGCAUUGUUUUAACGCGAUUCUUAGGGUUGUAAGAAUAGUUUGUUCAUAGUAUCUUGCUAUAAGCACGCGUGAUUAUUCCAACUCCCUUUGUUUGACAGAUAUAGGCGAAUUUCAGGGUCUUAACGAGUUAUACGGGAUCAGGGAUAAUAGGCAAAAAGUAGGGGGGGAUCAGGGAUCAGAGGCCCGGGAUCUGGGAUUCUUAGUCGUGGGAUCGGGAUCAGUAGUGCUGUGAGGUGAUCAGGGACAGUUUUCCGACAAAAAAAUGCUUUAAGGGGAAGGACCUGCUCUCGUUUAAAAACUCAGUUGUAUUUUUGGCGUAACAAUUUGUUCCGGCACUUAAGUGUACGCAAUACGACUUAGUACGCCCCUGAGUCUCGGCUGGGAGUUGCCUAGCUAUUGAUUAAUUUUGUUUUGACUCAUUUUCUGUAACUAUACCUUACAUUCACUGAAAUAUCGAAUUGGUCUGGGUUUUUUGACUGCCAAAUAAGGACUUAAUAAGAAAAAAUUCAUACAAUGGACAUUACCUUUUGCCAAUGAUUUCCUUCUGCACCCCGAACAAUGAUUUUAUACAUGCUCUUUCGACAGUGAAAGACGAGAUUUUUCAACGGACAAAACCCUGUUAUCACAGCACUUGUUAUUGCACUUGGUACUGUAACUUGUAUUUUUCUGCUGACCAUGCUCAACAGACAAUACAUGGUCUCUUGCAAGCAUUUAGCAGCUCCCGAUUCCAAGCCUCUGAUCAACGCUAUUAUCAAGUGGCAAGUGUCGGGAGAAUAACGGCAAAUAACGAAGCCUGUUCUUAUUAUGCUAGGGAGAAAGUGUGCGAAACAUCUUAACGAACUUUACAAAGGCUUACAAGGCGAAGAAGUAGUCGAUCCGGGCUCUGUAAAAUAAUGUAGUUUCUUAGCUCGUUGUUCGGCAGGCCAGUGGCCUUUAUCUUUGCCCAAAGAGAACUCAAUCUGAUCUCGUUUUGCUCCAAAAUUCUUCAAAAGUCUUGCCUUUUGCAGGUACCUUUUUUGAAUAGCUGUCCCAGCUUACUCCAUCCGCAGUGAGCUGGUAAACUGCUUACAAUUAUGUCAUGGGGUAACUCAACCGAAUGUAAUCGAAACAUCAGUAAGAGGAUUAAGUGAGAUGGUGAGGUAUACAACUUACAGGUCAUGUGGCUGAAAACGUUUUGCAGUUCACUUGGUCAUGAUCAACUGGUGCUACCAAGGCGACGACUGAGAAAAAGCUAGCUGGUGCAAACCCCAUUUAUUCUGAAUCGAUCAGCCAAUCUUACUGACAUUACUUUUUGUGUGAAUAAAAUUUUGCUAAAUGGAAUUGAUCUCGUUUUAAAAGGAACAGGGCAAAAAACAAAAAGUGCUUGGUUUGUUUCGGAAACGUGACGGAUAUAAGAAACUUCCCGUUUCCGUCGAGUUUACAAGAUACGGAAACACGUUAUUUCGUCCUGUGAAACGCUCUAUAUGUGAGCCGUCUAAAGUGUAACUAUUAUGAUAGAAAUGAUGAUAACUAAUGGAACUGGCUGGAGUAAAAAACUCUCCAGUCAGUAACUUGACUGGGACUCUGCUGAAGAAAUCGAGAGACACUUUAUUUUGCAUUUUAUUCAGGUUAUAUCCGGAGCAAAUGUGUAGACUAGAACGUUUUACCCGUUUACCUUUAUUUACAAGGAAAAAUUACGCCAAGUCAAUGUUCAGAUAAAAUCACUAAAGAUUAAAGAGUGUCAUAAGUAGACUGUAGCAUAGUUAAGGUUAAAUGCCCUAUUUGUAACGGUAAAAAUGCCCGUUUUACUUAUUUGGAGUGCUGCUACUCUCUCACUUUCCCGCCGAAACGUCUAAAGAAAGGUUAUUUAGGACCAUUAAAAAUUUACGGUAAGAAAUGAGAUUUGUUUUUAUAAUUUUAGGAACUGCUGGUGACUCUCUUACAGGGCAUCAUAAAAUGCCAUUCUCCACCAAAGAUCAAGACAAUGAUCAACUUUCUGGCAAGAGCUGUGCCAUUUCAUAUGAGGGAGCCUGGUGGUACAAUAAAUGUCAUGCCUCCAACUUAAAUGGUCGCUAUCUUAAUGGGAAUCACUCCUCUUUUGCCAACGGUGUAAACUGGUUGCACUGGAAAGGCUAUCAUUACUCCGCCAAACGCGCUGAAAUGAAAACCAAACCAGUAGCAGCCUGA